AUGUUUGUAAAAAAUGAUGGUAUAUCGAGACACUGGAUGAAGGAAGAACCACAAACCGAACAAACAGCGAACUCCACGACAUCAUUCGUGGCUUCUAAUAAUAAUAAUUCACUUGCGACGAACGCUGCAACUGAUCCUUCUUUACAGAAAUGGUGUCAAGGAUGUUUAGAAAUCAAGAGAGAAGUUCAAGAAAUGAAACAAAAUAUGGAAAAGAAAAUAUUGCUUCUGAGUUGUCAAGUGAAUAAUGUAUCAGCCAAUGAUAAUUCAGCUUUUUUAUCAACUCCGCCAGUUUUGAAAAAUACUGCACCAGAAUGUCCUGUUGCUUUGCGACCUUUGCCAAAUUGUUCGCUAACAUCGCCACUGCUUUACUGGAACUCUUAUUUACCACAAUCAUUGUUUCCAAGAGCAGAUCCAAAUCUCACAACUUUGGCUUUACAUGAAGCAUUACAAGCCAAGACUUGGAAUUCUUCUUGCAAUGCGCAAAAUGGGCAAAAAGAUUCUAUCAAUGGUGAUGUUCCAAUGGUCGAAAGUGAUUCUUCAGUUUCUACAACAUCAGCGAAACCAAAUAUCUUCAAUACUGAGCUGGCUAAUUUGCCUAAUUUAUUUGCAACAAGGUACGGCUUAUCUCUCAAUUCGUUAUAUCUUCAACAAAUGCAACAGUUAGUGGUUAAUGGGCAAUCGGAACAAUUUCAGUCACCUUUACAGUUACACCAACAAUUUCAGCAUCAAAAGCAGCAGCAACAUCAGCAGCAACAACAACAGCCACAACAACCAUUACAGAUUAAUUCACUAAGUGAUAAAAGAUCAGCUAUUCAUGAAACAUUAACUAGUGCCAGGCAACAUAAUACACCUCAGCAACAUCUCAUUCAACAAUUUUUGAAUAGUAAUAGUCAGGCAGUUCAACCAACUAUUCCUCAGCAGCAACAGCAACAGAAUUCUUCUCAGCGACAAGCUAUUGUAUUACCAACGGAACGCAAAAAAGCCAUAUCGGAUGAUUUUGUCAAAUAUAUAAGGCAGAAAGGAAUAAGUCAGAGCAGCAUUUCUGGCAUUCAGAUUCCAGUACCACAAGCAUUUGAAAGUGAUCCUGACUUUACUCCUGCAAGUGAAGAACAAAUCAUACAGCAGUUUCAUCAAAACCGUAGAUGUGAAGAGGAUGUGCGGAAAGCUAUGGCUUUUUUAUCUAAAAUGCUUGCCGAAAAACGAGUCUUUGGCACAAAACUUAUGGCUCUAACGACUGUGGCUGGACCCAAUCAUUCCACUUACAAAAAUUUACCUGAAGAAGGCAUACAUUAUAUCGCAUACGUAUGUCGUAAAGUGAUGAUGAAGCGUGUGCCUGAUGAUGAGGAAUUCUGGGAAGUUUUUCGGGAUGUUACUCGAAAGUUAGCAGCACGUUGUCGACGCGUUCGACAUUCGAAAAAAACUCUCAAGAAUAAGGGAGCACUUUGUUUACGUCAGUGUGGUGGUGUUGGUUCGAAUGAAUCAAAGUCGUCACAGUGA
This is a messenger RNA of Dracunculus medinensis (Guinea worm), 1497 nucleotides long. The record is from the annotation of a GenBank genome assembly. NCBI's taxonomy places the organism in Eukaryota, Metazoa, Nematoda, Chromadorea, Rhabditida, Dracunculidae.